Molecule: messenger RNA, 2936 nt
Organism: Salvelinus sp. IW2-2015
Lineage: Eukaryota; Metazoa; Chordata; Actinopteri; Salmoniformes; Salmonidae
Product: nucleolar protein 11-like
Biological process (GO): maturation of SSU-rRNA
Cellular component (GO): nucleus; nucleolus
Molecular function (GO): protein binding; RNA binding
Source: RefSeq, a predicted model, not a curated record
CUCGCGAGGUUUGCACUUCCUAUUUUCUUCAUCCAGCAUGGCCACGCUGAAUGAGGGAUUCACGUUGUGCGGACUUGUACAAACUCCAAGUGCUUCAGAUUCGGCAAUUCAGGGAAUUGAACUGGAUGGAGACAGUGACCAUGCCGUCGUCACCGAUUCCACGAGAUCUGUCACUUUAUACAAGGUUUCAGACCAGAAGCCUCUGGGUAGCUGGACGGUGAAACAGGGACAGCUGUUGACUUGUCCUGCAGUGUUCAACUUUCAGACCAAGGAGUAUGUAGUGGUCUCCGACAACAAGGUCAUCAGAGUUUGGAAAGAUGAAGACCUCAGUUUAGACAAAGCAUUUAAAGCAACUGUAUCUGCUGAUGUAUGGAGGGUCCACUCUGCCCCUGGGGGAGAGCCUGUGGUGCUGUUUCAGAGAGGGGCAGUCAGACUCCUGGACUCCCUCCUCUCCGCCCCCCAGCAGCCCAUAGAGGACAUCCUGUCAGAGGAGGAGGUCAUAAGAUGGAGCACCAACAUCGUGGCUGAGAAACAACACUUUGUCCUCUUCACGACAGAGCAGAAAGGGGAGCACUUCCUGUAUGCGCAGAGGCUCAACCCCAACACCCUACAGAAGUAUAGGCUGGAGAGGGAAGACUCUGGAGCUCCCCCGUUGAGUUUCUCUGCCUCUCUCCGGGACAAACGCAUCAACCUGCUCUACCUGUACCCUAAUGGCUGUGUGUACCAGAGUGUGGUGGCGGUGCGGGGGCCUGUGGGGCUGGAAGGGGUGCAGGCCCUGCCUCGUAGCCUGCGCCUGAGGCUGCCCGUUGGGGAGGGGGAGCUGGGAGCUGCCUCGGCGGUGGCCCUGGACGAAGCUCAUGUGGCUGUGGUGGGGAUGCCCCAUCCCUCCGCCAGGACGGGCAAAGAUUUCCUCUGCAUCUGGAAUACUAAUUUCCAGACACUUCAGGCUGGCAGGGAGAUGGUGGGAAGAAUCCAUGGACAGGUCUGGUGUUAUUUAGGAAAGCUGUUUGUCCCUCAUGGCAAGGCCCUCUCCGUCAUUCCCUACGAGUGUCAGAAGUCCUCCCUGGCCUCGGCCCUGGGGAAACUACGAUGCGCCGGGAUCGCAGUGUCCACGUCGUCAGUGGCUGUGCCCUCUUGGAACACCCUACUCCAUGGGGAUCAGCCACAGGGGCCCACCAAAAUAGUGGAUACCAGGAAGAGUUCCUCCCUUGUACAGAAGCUGAGACGGAAGGGCCAAUCAGCGCCUGCCCUCACAGUGGACCAAGUACUGGAGCUAAUCAAGACUGGUCCAGUGGAGGAGGUCCAGAGGGAGGUGGAGGCCCUGGUCUCCAGAGGCGAUGCCCAGGACCUGCAGCUCUCGGUGGGCUGGCUGGCCUGCCACCUGGUGGCCCGAAGCCAGGUCGAGACAGCCUUCUACGCUCCCGGGGCCUUGGCACAGCUGGUGCAAACACAGUGCCUUUGUCACAGCGUGUGUCCCGACCUCCUGCUGCUGGCCCUGGAGCACAAGGACUACUUCCUGUGUCAGCUCUGCCUGCAGCUCUUCCCAGACAUCCCUGAGGUGGUCACGUGUGCCUGCCUCAAAACUUUCAUCAGUGUGCCAGACGGCGACGUGGAGAUGGUCAGUCUGGAGCCGGACAGCGUGUCCUUCAUGGAGGGCCUGCUGGCGGCGGGGGCCCGGGGGGGCCAACAGAACGGCUUCAGCCCCCCUCUGUUUGAGGAGGACAGCUGUGACCCCCACCACCAGCCCAAACCUCCCCAGCACCAGGAUAAGAAGAACCCCACACUGCAGCUGGAGGUCUGCCCCGUGGGUCUACACAAGGCUGUGCUGCUUAAUGAGGUCCUGCAGGCGCCGUACAGUGACAACCUCCUGCUCCCACACCUGAAGGACCUCAACACUCAGCAGGUUAUUCUCUUUCUUCAGUACCUCCAGUUCGUCUAUUUGAAAUAUUCCCAAGACGUCUACACACAAACGGCAGGUUUGAGAUCGCCCACAAUGACACAGAUCAUUGACUGGGUGUGCUUGUUUUUGGAUGCUCAUUUCAUGGUCUUGGUCAUGGCUCCUGAUGCCAAAGGAUUGUUGUCAAGUCUUGAAAGCUUUGUCAAGUCCCAGGUGAAACUAUUCUCUGAACUGGGGAAGAUCGAGGGCAGUCUUCAAGAGCUCCACAAAAUGAAGCCGUCGAAGGACAUCAGCCAGUACUCCAUAGAAGUCAUUGAGCUGUUUUAGACCAUAUUUACAGAUUAUUUCUAAUUAAACUCUGCUGUUGACCUUCUCCCCAUUUUUCUCUUGGUCAGUUGCAUCGUUGUGUUCCACCUUGUAUUUGGUACGCUACCGAAAGGUCCAUGGUUAAACUGCUAUAUCAUACCUAUCUACUGUAGAUACCUACACUGGUCCCAGAUCUGCUUGUGCUUUCAACGAUGAACAUAGGAGUUGGCUGUGCAGCGCCCAAACAGAUCUGGGAUCAGUCUAGUUGAUUCCCAGAUGUGUAGAGCAAAUGAUUCUCUAGUUCUGAACUGUGGCAUUGCCGAGCCCUCGGUCCCUAUAGCCAUGUGAUUUGUAUUUGUCUGUAUAAUCUGAGGGCGGGUGUAGUAGAAAUAUUUGCUAAUAUGAAUUAUGUAGAAAACUAUAUAGUCCCAUGAUAUUUCAUCAUGGCAUAGAUACUUUUAACCUAUGGAACAUACUGCCCCUUUUUUUACAGGAAUAUACAGAAUACUGACAUGUCUAAAAAUGGAAAUGGGUCUCAACCUUCCAUAUGGUUGACAGUCUUGUGGUUAAAUGUUGUAUUUCAUAAAGGCGAUUUGGACAGUGAAUGACAUCUCCCAAUCACAUUAUAGUAGCACAUGUUUUCUAUUGAUACAUUUUGUGUUGCAUUCUAACAAAGUCCAUUCUGAAUUCAUAUGACAGUAUUUGUAUUAAAAAUACCCUAUGCACAAAAUGA